This is a messenger RNA of Pistacia vera, 3195 nucleotides long. Its product is annotated as RAB11-binding protein RELCH. Gene Ontology annotation, molecular function: protein binding. Lineage: Eukaryota; Viridiplantae; Streptophyta; Magnoliopsida; Sapindales; Anacardiaceae. The transcript has 19 exons. The record is from RefSeq and is a predicted model, not a curated record. Gene Ontology annotation, cellular component: trans-Golgi network; recycling endosome. The coding region runs from base 79 to 3195 and encodes 1038 amino acids. Gene Ontology annotation, biological process: intracellular cholesterol transport.
UUGCUUUGGAUCUAACAAAGAAAGUUUCAUUUCGAUUUGAUUGGAAUGUAGUUGAGCGCCAUUACCAGUGACUGAAGAAUGGAUAUAGAGAGAUCGUCGCUGUGCAAUUGCGUGGUGAAUUUCCUGUUGGAGGAGAAGUACCUAUUGACCGCAUUCGAGCUUUUACAAGAGCUUCUUGAAGAUGGCAGAGACGAUCAGGCCAUUCGCCUCAGACAAUUCUUUUCCGAUUCAGCUCAAUUCCCUCCCGAUCUCAUCUCUCGCUUCAACUCUCUCCGAGUUGCAGAUCCUCAGAGUUUACUGGAAGAGAAAUUAGCUCUAGAAGAGAAAUUAGCAAUUAGUGAUUAUGAACUCCGUUUAGCGCAAGAGGACAUUAUAAAAUUAAAGACUGAUUUAAACAAGAAGACUGAUUUACCGCAGGAUAACUUAAACGAGUCAGAUGCUGAUAACAAUGUAAACCAUGGAACUGAGUUUCAACGGAAGAAGAGGGAUGCUUCUUUAUCUGAUUUGGGCCCCUUGAAGGAUAAUGAACGUAGAGAUCUUAAUUGUGCUGUAAAGGAAUAUUUACUUUUAGCCGGGUACCGGCUUACAACAAUGACUUUUUAUGAAGAAGUUACAGACCAAAACUUAGAUGUUUGGGAGAAUACACCUGCAUGUGUACCAGAUGCCUUACGACAUUAUUAUUAUCAGUAUCUUUCAUCCACUUCAGCAGCUGCUGAGGAGAAAAUUGCUAUGCUUCGAGAAAAUGAGUCAUUGCUAAAAGCGAAUGAGAGUUUAAAUAUAGAAAAGGAGAGCUUACUGAAAAAUAAAGAAGUUUCCGAAGGUCAAAUCAGUGCCUUAACCAAAUCAUUAGAAGCGCUUCAUAAGGAUCUUAAGGACAGGGAGAAACUGGUGCAAGAUUUGAGGAAGACUUUGGAGCACCAACGGAAGGAACUUAAUGAUUGCAGAGCUGAAAUCACUGCACUCAAAAUGCAUAUUGAAGGAUCCCGUUCUUCACAGAAUGUGGUAGCUAUGGAUGUUGAUGUUGUCCAAUCCCGGUCCUUGGAAAAAUACAAGGAAGAGAUAAAAGCUUUGCAGAUGGAAAUUGAAAGAUUAAAGGCAAAAAGUACAAAUGCUCCUGACUCUGUAGGCUCUGUAUAUUCUGAGUCUAUGCAGACUGAAGAGAAAGUAGUUGAAGUGGAUCAAAAUAAAAUUGUAAUCUCUCACCCAGUUAGUAUGGUUGAAGUGGUAAACAGUGAAGAAGAAGCUCAGUCAUUGGCUACUCAUGCCCUUGAUGAUAACACAAUUAAACAACCUGAGGAAGUUUCACAGGAGGCAUUUACAAGUCCUUCAAAUGAAAAUAAUGCUUUAGAAAACAGUGAAAGUAUUCCCGAACAGAAUGAUGAACCACCUCCAGAAGACAGUGGGCUCAAUCCGAAAUCAGGCAGUCUUAGGGGUGAAGCUGACAAAACGGGUUUAGGAACUAUUCAGAUCCUAGCAGAUGCCUUGCCCAAGAUUGUUCCAUAUGUUCUGAUAAACCAUCGGGAGGAGCUUCUUCCUCUGAUAAUGUGUGCAAUUGAGCGCCAUCCAGAUGGCAGCACACGAGAUUCCCUGACCCACACACUAUUUAAUUUGAUCAAACGUCCAGAUGAAAAGCAGAGAAAAAUUAUAAUGGAUGCUUGUGUUACCCUUGCUAAGAAUGUUGGAGAGAUGAGAACAGAAAUGGAAUUGCUUCCUCAGUGUUGGGAACAGAUAAAUCACAUGUAUGAAGAGCGUCGGUUGCUUGUUGCACAAUCAUGUGGAGAGCUUGCAGAAUUUGUCCGGCCUGAGAUUCGUGAUUCUCUUAUUUUGUCUAUUGUGCAACAACUGAUAGAAGAUUCAGCAACUGUUGUCCGAGAGGCUGCUGCUCGUAAUCUGGCCUUGCUGCUUCCACUCUUUCCGAAUUUGGACAAAUAUUUCAAGGUGGAGGAUUUGAUGUUCCAACUGGUCUGCGAUCCAUCUGGAGUGGUGGUAGAAACUACACUUAAAGAUCUACUUCCUGCAGUUAUCAACUGGGGAAACAAAUUUGACCAUAUUUUGAGAGUGUUACUUUCUUAUAUCUUGAGCUCUGCUCAGCGUUGUCCGCCUCUUUCUGGGGUAGAAGGGUCUAUGGAGUCACAGCUGCGUGUUUUAGGUGAAAGAGAGCGCUGGAAUAUUGAAGUUCUACUGAGAAUGCUAGUAGAAUUGCUUCCUUUUGUGCAGCAGAAUGCAAUUGAGACUUGUCCAUUUUCGUCUGCUUCAGUGUCAAAGGGAGCUUUUCCUAGUUCCUUGCUUGAAUUGUAUGCAGGGGGACAUGUCGACUGGCCAACAUUUGAAUGGAUGCAUACCAACUGCUUUCCUGAUUUGAUACAGCUGGUCUGCAUGUUACCUCAGAAAGAAGAUAAUUUGAGAAACCGAGUUACUAAGUUUUUGCUGGCUGUUUCUGAACAAUUUGGGGAUUCUUACCUAACACACAUCAUGCUGCCUGUAUUCUUGGUAGCAGUCGGUGAUAAUGCCGAUUUGACAUAUUUUCCUUCAACCAUUCAUUCAAGAAUCAAAGGUCUGAAACCGAAAACUGCUGUGGCUGAGAAACUUGCUACUAUGUGUGUACUUCCACUUGUCUUGGCUGGUGUUUUAGGUUCUCCCAGCAAACAUGAACAAUUAGCAGACUACUUAAGAAAGCUGUUAGUUGAAGGCACCAUGAAAGAGAACCAUUCAGUGAAGCUCAGUGCUGAGACUGUUAAUGCUGUCCGCUUCCUCUGCACAUUUGAGGAAUAUCAUGGUAUGGUAUUUAAUAUUUUAUGGGAAAUGGUUGUCAGCUCCAACUUGGAUAUGAAAAUCAAUGCUGCCAAUCUGUUGAAAGUCAUUGUACCAUAUAUUGAUGCAAAAGUUGCUUCUACUCAUGUUCUUCCUGCAUUGGUUACUCUUGGGUCUGACCAAAACCUGAAUGUGAAGUAUGCAAGCAUAGAUGCAUUUGGAGCUGUGGCACAACAUUUUAAAAAUGACAUGAUUGUUGAUAAGAUACGAGUUCAAAUGGAUGCUUUUCUUGAAGAUGGAUCCCAUGAAGCAACUGUUGCUGUGGUCCGUUCAUUGGUGGUGGCAGUACCACAUGCAACUGAUAGACUCAGAGAUUAUUUGUUGUCCAAGAUUUUCCAUCUUUCAGCAAUGCCAACUUCUUCAAGUUCCUUUGUAGAUUUCUAG